Molecule: messenger RNA, 2161 nt
Organism: Daphnia pulicaria
Lineage: Eukaryota; Metazoa; Arthropoda; Branchiopoda; Diplostraca; Daphniidae
Product: cholesterol 7-desaturase nvd-like
Exons: 7
Coding region: 670-2010 (446 amino acids)
Biological process (GO): cholesterol metabolic process; chlorophyll biosynthetic process
Cellular component (GO): chloroplast
Molecular function (GO): chlorophyllide a oxygenase activity; 2 iron, 2 sulfur cluster binding
Source: RefSeq, a predicted model, not a curated record
UUCUUGUUGGCCUGCGUAGCGACACCGAUCCCCAAACUGCGCUCUCGAUAUUAUUCAUAUAAUACGAAUCAUCCCGAAUCGAUCGAUCCGUUUUUCUGGUUUUUCAACUCUUCUUUUUGUUUUUGUAUUGCUGUGCGUGGUUUUUUUGAAUUGAUUGAGGUCAGAAGUUUAAACCAUCCAAACGUAUAGUGAAUUCGUCGACACUUGAUUCCUGAUAGUUUUUAAAAUUUAACAAAAAAGACGAUCAUAUUCCGUUAGAUCGCCAAUUCAGGAAGAAUUCCACGACAUAUAAAGGAGUCGGACUACUACUAAGCUAAAAAAAGAAAACAUUUGUGUUCGUUAUACUACAUUGUAGAGUGAAUUGGAUAUAUAUAUAACCCCUAAAAUAGCUUUUUCUACGAGUCCCAAGGUAAAGGCUCGAAAGCAUAGUCGCAUUCAUUUGUUUGCCGACUCGGCUUCGUUCAUCACGUCGACAACCAAUUUUCAAACGGCAUCGUCAAUUUCUUCUGUUUCUACCGGGCCGGCGACGAUACGAAUUUCUGUAUACAAUUGGCUCAACCACACAGUUUCACUCUUGCAACAGUAGCUGCUGGAAAACACCAAAGGCAAAGGGAAAGCAACAGUCUUGUGUCUGAGCGGCUCGUCGACGGUCUAGACUAGCACACAAAAAUGUCGGCGGAUUUCUUCACGUCUCUCAGCUGGACGGCGAUGGACAAGACCACGUUGUUCAUUCAAAUCUUUUACACUGUUGCUGCGCUAGCCUUAAUGUGGCUCUUGCAUUACGUCUUUAUCAAACCACUCAACAGGAUCAGAGAUUUGUGCGACACGGGCUACCAAGAUCAAGCGAGAUGGGAUCGCUUCGGAAGGACAAAGCGCCAGCUGGCCAACGAAGCUAGACGGAACAAAAAAGUCGGCGACGUGCCGCCCGUCUUUCCCAACGGAUGGUUCGCUCUGUGCGAGUCGGAAGACCUCAAAGCCGGACAAGUUUUGGCCGUCAAAGCUCUCGACGAGAAUCUGGCCGUUUUUCGGACCGAAGAAGGAAAAGUAUGUGUGCUGGACGCUUAUUGCCCUCAUUUGGGAGCCCAUUUGGGCAUAGGUGGACGAGUUGUUGACGAUUGCAUCGAGUGUCCAUUUCACGGCUGGAAGUUCAGCGGGCACGAUGGCAAAUGCACUUCUAUUCCAUACUCAAAAGGAAAAGUUCCGACGAGCGCUCAAGUCAAGAAAUGGCCGAGCCACGAAGUCAACGGCUUCGUUUUCUUCUGGUACCACGCCGAGAUGGACAAGAGUUUGGAACCAGAAUGGACCGUGCCCGAAUUGGAUGUCAUCAGCUCAGGCCGUUGGAAAUACCGCGGACGGACCGAGUACAAAGUCAACGUUCACAUUCAAGAGAUACCUGAAAAUGGAGCUGACGUGGCUCAUUUGGCCCAUCUACACGGUCCGUCGAUGCUGGGAGGAUCCGACCUGACAUUCAUCGACAAAUCAAACUGUCCCGGCAAAUUAAACGGCACGUCGGCGCCCAUUCUCCAUCAUCACUGGGAGGUGGGAUGGCAAGGCCCAGAGCACGGAGCGGCCGAUUGUCACAUAGCUGUCACGACCAUCAAGCACGAUUUGCGUCUUUUCGGCCGCAUACCCUUCAUCUUGAUGGAAGUCGAAGCCAAACAGAUCGGUCCCGGAUUGGUUUAUUUGACUCUGGGCACUUCGUUGGGCCGUUGCGUCUUGGUUCAGACCGUGACGCCCAUUGCGCCGUUCACUCAACGAGUGUUACAUCGAUUGUACGCCUCGCCAACUGUCAUCGCACCUUACGCCAAACUGAUUCUCUGGGGCGAAGCUAUUCAGUUUGAGCGCGACGUGGCUGUGUGGAACCACAAAACUUACAUUAGACAUCCGGUCAUAGUCUCCGAAGAUCGAACCAUCAGCAAACAUCGACGUUGGUACCAGCAAUUUUAUUCGGAACAUUCUCCGCGUAUUGAAACCAUCAUGGAAAGUAGAAAAGGUUCUUUAGAUUGGUGAAAUUCGUUUUGUUUAGUGAACAGCCUGAUUUUAUUAAUCUUUUUUCAUUCCAGCAAUGUGUAUACAAUAAACCGAGUACUUAUGUUUUGUAUCAUUGUGUAUUUGACAUUUUUAAAAAUGAUUAUCCAGUUUUUCUCAAAUUACAUUUUUU